UCAUCCCGAAUCGGUGUUCGGCUGCUCGGAAGGUCCCAGCACGGUCCCCGCACCGCAGCCAUGGGCAAAGUGAAGACCUUCGCGAUCCUCUACAACCGCCCCACCUACUCUUGCGGGGAGCUGGUCUCCGGACGGAUUGUGGUGGAACUUACGGAGCAGAUCGAGGUUAAACUUCUGAAAAUCCACGCCAAGGGCCAUGCCUUCGUUCGCUGGACCGAAGGACACGCUGGUUCGACCUCCAACCACACGCGGGUUUAUACUCAGGAGCGUCGAUUCUUCAAACACGACUACCUUCUCACUGGAACGGCCUCUGAGAAGUCUAGUCUGUAUCGUCUAGAGGCUCCAAGAGCAUCAUGGGUGCCUUGUACAGAGAACGUGUCAACAACACAAGUAACUCCACGAAUGGAUAGACUGAAAGCUACGAUGAAGGCUUGCAGCUUUACCAACAUUUCUCAAGCGGGGUGGAGCGCAUCGCCGGCUCCCAGCCCAGAGUCAGACAUCAUCCCGAAUCGGUGUUCGGCUGCUCGGAAGGUCCCAGCACGGUCCCCGCACCGCAGCCAUGGGCAAAGUGAAGACCUUCGCGAUCGCUACGACCGCCCCACCUACUCCUGCGGGGAGCUGGUCUCCGGACGGAUUGUGGUGGAGCUUACGGAGCACGGAGCAGGGAGCAGAUCGAGGUUAAACUUCUGA
Messenger RNA from Mobula hypostoma (lesser devil ray), 690 nucleotides. RefSeq lists its product as uncharacterized. Gene Ontology annotation, biological process: protein transport. Lineage: Eukaryota; Metazoa; Chordata; Chondrichthyes; Myliobatiformes; Myliobatidae. The coding region runs from base 61 to 690 and encodes 209 amino acids. Gene Ontology annotation, cellular component: cytoplasm. The transcript is spliced from 3 exons. The record is from RefSeq and is a predicted model, not a curated record.